CGCACGACAAAUGGGUGACGUUGUAAGCUUAUUUUCUGUGAUAAUAAUGAAAUUUAAAUCUAAGUUCAAUGAGAAUAAAAUUUAUUUCCACUGUGAUCUUCCUUGGAAAAAACUGAAUGCGGUGAAGUGGAUGAACGAGAGAGCCUCAUCCAACAGGGCUUAUGUACCAACUGCGGUGGAGAAUGUAGCGAAUGUGUGUACACACGCGUUAUGCGUGGCACCGGCGUCUAUCGGAGCUCGUGUGCUUUUGACGCGUUCGGUGAACGCGCCCCAAGCAAUAGCUGCGGUAGUUUAUGGUUUGGCGCUAUGUCUACUGUUUGCUGUCUCCACCACAUUCCACUCGGUCUGCUGCUGCAAAUCUGAUACUAAAAUGAAACACUUCCUCCACCGCUGCGACCGUGCCAUGAUUUACAUAUUCAUCGCGAGCUCAUAUUUCCCCUGGCUGACGGUGGGGACUCUUUCCUGCUGGAUGCUAAGGGAGCUACGUUGGGCGAUUUGGCUGCUCGCUGUACUCGGGAUCACCUAUCAGCAGAUCUUCCACGAGAGAUUCAAGAUGCUGGAGCUGUUGCUCUACUUGGUCAUGGGGCUAGGGCCCGCUGCGAUCAUACUCACGUCAAAUCACCAGUUCCCAGCGAUGAGCGACUUGAUCACCGGCGGGGUGCUGUACCUUAUCGGCGUGUUCUUCUUCAAGUCAGACGGCCGCAUACCCUUCGCCCACGCGAUAUGGCACGUAUUUGUAGCACUCGCAGCUACAGUUCACUACCUAGCCAUACUCCGCCAUCUGUUCCCCGAACUAAAAUCGCAAUGAAGACUGCCCUAUUAUCCCAUUGAAUCUCAAUUAUUUGCGCUCUCUAACUAUUAUUAUAUCCUAACUCGAGCACAAGGCCACAGAUUUACAAUCAUGCGACGAUUGACCACUAGUAUGACAAUUUAUACCUUUGUCAAAUUGUCGUCUGUGGCUUUGUUCGCCGGACACUGUAUUGUCACAACCUGUAAGCAGAGAGACGGAUAAAUAUUUAUUUAUAGAUGUAGCUGUUUCAAGUGUUGUCAACAUGUUUUAUGAUGUUCAAUUUCGACGCACAUGUAAAUAUCAAGUCUGAUAUCGACUCAUUGGAAAUUAUAAAAUACUCCACAAUAUUAUGUUGUAAAGAUCUGAUAUUGAAUAUUUUAUUAUCUAUAAUGAAAUUAUUAUUUAUCUAUUUGAAGCAUGGAUGAAAAAAUGUGCUGUCUAAAUGGAAUCUAAACGAAAAUCUGAAAAGAAUAAUGAUGUUAAAUACCAAAUUGUGUAUAAGUAAAUAUUUUAGUCCGAGGGACGGAUGUUUUCAUUGUAUGUGGAAACGUUUGGCCAAAUACCUAACAAAUGUACGAAUUGUGUGUAUAUUUUGUAAGAUAUUGUUGAAACUUAUUGUACCUAUUGUUGUAGCGUAUGUAGUCGUAUCUCAGAAUCUCGAGACCAAUCCAACCAUUUUUAGAGUACCUAUAUAAAAUAUUGGGGGUUUUUAGAAAUGUUUAUAACUCUAUACUUAUACUAAUCCAGUUUUUUCAGCGAGAUCUUUUAUACACCUCAAUGUGAAUUUUCCUUAGAUUAGUUCGGUAUACAUUUUAGCGUAGCAAUGUAUGUAUAAAUCUAAGAGAUAAUGUUUUCUGAUCGUUUACAAUAGUUUACUCCUUCUGUUCAUUCUUAUGUUAUCUACUAAACUUAUUUAUUCCUAAUUAGAUUUUUAAGAAUUGCUCAAUUGUUCCUGUGCUGACUAGAUAAUUUGGCUAGACUUCCAAAUCCUACCUGAAAAUGGUAAGAGUAGAAUAUCUGUUUUAAUGAGCGGUUUCAGGUUUGAGAACAUCAACUAUGGUUUAAUGCGCCAUUCUCAAAUUUUUAAAUUCGUGUACCAAAUUAUUUUACUGUAUAAAUGUUAAAUGCUGUUUCCAAAACUGUUAUUAAGAGCUGCAUUCGAACUGUACUUGACUGAUAUAUAAUAUCUUAAUUUUAUUUUGGAGAACGGAGCUACUGAAUUCAUCAUGUUUGCAUUAUUAUAAACAUCAAUACUACUAUUCAAUUGUUUGCCGAAGUUCGCUUUAUCGUGUGAUGGGUGCCUACUCGCGUUGGAAACAAUAGAGACUCAGUAAAAAGUAGGUCAUCGCGACAACUCCAGUAUAGGCUGGCUUGUUACCCUACCUCUGCAGAUAAUUCUAAUGACUGACGCGUUGACCUUUAAUCUUUCGGUUUCGGUCUUUGCCCGGUAUAUGGACUUGUAAAUUAACAUUGG
Molecule: messenger RNA, 2264 nt
Organism: Achroia grisella
Lineage: Eukaryota; Metazoa; Arthropoda; Insecta; Lepidoptera; Pyralidae
Product: monocyte to macrophage differentiation factor
Exons: 4
Coding region: 11-808 (265 amino acids)
Cellular component (GO): membrane
Molecular function (GO): pore-forming activity
Source: RefSeq, a predicted model, not a curated record